Molecule: messenger RNA, 2598 nt
Organism: Closterium sp. Naga37s-1
Lineage: Eukaryota; Viridiplantae; Streptophyta; Zygnematophyceae; Desmidiales; Closteriaceae
Source: the annotation of a GenBank genome assembly
AUGAGUUACGACACGGCCGUUGAGAGCCAGUCGGUGCCGUCGCGCGGCGGAGCGAUCUCGAUGGAGCAGCACCGGCGCGGACGGCUGCUGAAGCAGCAGCUGCAGCUGGUGGCGCGGAAGACGCCGGACGGCAAGGAGCGGAAGGAGAUCGCGGUGAUCCCGGAAACCCUAUCCUUCGAGAAGGGCUUCUUUCUGUUCAUUCGAGCCGUGCAGCUGCUGACUCAGAACAACGAAGGCAUGGUGCUGGUGGGACUCGCGGGCCCGUCUGGCGCCGGCAAAACAGUCUUCAGCGCCAAGGUGCUCAACUUCAUGCCUGGCAUCACGGUGAUCUCUAUGGACAACUACAACGUGGCGAGUCGCGUCAUCGACGGCAAUUUCGAUGACCCGCGAAUCACGGACUACGAGCUGCUGCUGAGCAACCUGCAGGGACUGAGGGAGGGGCGCACGGUUCAAGUACCAAUCUAUGACUUCAAGAGCAGCACGCGUGUGGGAUUCAGAGAAGUGAAGGUCCCCAAGUCACGCAUUGUGAUUAUAGAGGGCAUCUACGCACUCAGCGAGCGCCUCCGACCUUUACUGGACCUGCGCGUGUCUAUAACGGGUGGAGUACACUUUGACCUCGUUAAGAGAGUGCUGCGCGACAUUGAUCGGUCGGGGCAGGCCCCCGAGGAGAUUAUACACCAGAUCUCAGAGACAGUGUAUCCGAUGUACAAGGCGUUUAUAGAGCCUGAUUUGCAGACGGCACACAUAAGGAUUGUCAACAAGUUCAACCCGUUCUCAGGGUUCCAAGAUGCUACUUACAUCCUCAAGGCGCCCGAAUCCGACCCUGCCGAAGCUGAGGCUCGGAUCCGGUCCGUGCUGUCUGCCGAGGCGGUGGCAGGUUCGGAGAGCGAGGAGACGUAUGAUAUUUACCUGCUGCCGCCCGGGGAGGACAAGGAGACGUGCCAGUCGUACCUGCGAAUGCGCAAUCGUGAUGGGCGCUACUCCCUCAUGUUUGAGGAAUGCGUGACAGACGGCCCCUUUGUGAUAACCCCACGCAUCACGUUCGAAGUGAGUGUGCGGCUGCUUGGGGGCCUCAUGGCGCUGGGCUACGAGAUGGCGCACAUCCUCAGGAGGGAGUCUCGCGUUUUCAGGGACAAGCAGCAGCACGUUGUCGUGAAAGUCGACCGCCUCGAGCAGAUCAAGAAGACCUUCAUGCAGGUGCAAGGCAAGGACCGGAAGAAGGUCAGGGAGAUAGCAGCGCAGCUGGGCAUGGAGGGGCGGUACAGCCCGCGGCUGUACAUCGAGGAGAUUCAGCUGCACAACCUGACAGAGGAAGUGCAGGCGCUAUCAGCAGAGAGUGUGCUCAAGGAGCGGUUCAGAGUGGCCGAUCACCUGCUGCCCUCCCCCAGUCCCAUGGGUGGUGCCCCCCUUUCCUCCUCCCUCACUCCUCCGCUCGUCUCCUCGUCUUGGACCCUCGGCCACAAGUUUGACCAAUCCAACUGGAGCAAGGACCGGCAGGGCGGGCGAAUCAACGCCUCUCCGGACAGACUCGAGGCCUCCCCCACUACCUCUGCUAACGACACACCCUCAAGGCGACACAGGCGGGAAGGGGACGGGGAGGGAGCGGGUGGGGUGGGGAGGCAUGCGGAUAGUACAGGAGACGGGGGGAGCAGCAGGAGAGGAGGGGGUGGGAAUGGUAGUGGCAGCAGGAGUCGAAAUAUGGGUCAUGUAGGGGUUGGGGAGGAGGAAGGAGUGGAGGGAGGAGGAUCGGGGGAAGCAGGGAGAGUGACGUCCCUGGUUCAAUCCCAGGAGCGGAUCUCUGAGCAGCUGACACAUGUCACCGACCGAUUGGACGAGCUGCUUUCGCGAUUAGAUCUUGCUUCGGCCGGACCGGCGGGGUCUGGAAGCGGUAAUGGGGGUGUGGUAGGGAAUGGUGGCAGCAGCAACAUCCAAUUAAGUCCUGCCACAUCAGCGUUGACCAGCCAGCUGGUGUCAGGGGGGAAUGGGAUGCUGGGAGGGAAGAACGGGAGUAGAGGAGAGCUGGCAGGGCCGAUUGAUAUAGGGACAGGGAAUGCGGUGGAGCGGAGGAAUGGAGGUGGAGGUAGUGGGGGGAGUGGUGGAGGGAGUGGUGGUAAGGGUGGGAGUGGUGGGGGUGGCAGGCUCACUCCUGUGUCUACUGCUGCUGCUGCUGCAGGGGGUGGUGUGAUUGGCAUGAUGAAUGGUGCUGCAUUGGGUGUGAGUGGUAACAGUCAGUGUUACGAUGUGAAUGUGAUGAAUGGGGUUGGGAGCGGUGCAGAGGGGCGAGGGGCAGCAGCACCAGGAUCAGCAGCGGCGGCGCUGGUGGUAGAGGUGAAGGAGAUUGCCAGCAACCAAAGAAGGCUAGCAUCUGAGCUCGAUUCGUUGAGUCGCCUCCUUCGGGACUCACUAGACUCUGACGGUUCCUCCUCUGCUCGCCUCCGCUCCUCCCACCCCCACCACUGUCACUACUCGCUCUCUUCUUCCUCCGCCUCUGAUUGGUCCUUCUCUCGAGCAGCGGCAGCUGUUGCACUGCCAGCUAUUGCUGCCUGUGCCGUUGGGGUGGGGGUGGCUGUGCUGAUGAGAGCAAAGCGGUCAGGUUAG